CGAGGAGUGUGAGCCGGAGACCGUGAGAAGCCGAGCCGUGCGGACACAGAACACCCCAGCACCAGCAUUAUUAACAUGUUUCCAUCUCUGUGGCAUGACCGCGCACCUAGGCCCAGCCCUAGUGCUGGGGGUAGCACUGUGCCUGGUGUAUGGCUGGCCCUUCUUGAAGGCUCCUGAGCGCCCUUUCUCUGUGCUGUGGAAUGUUCCCUCAGUACGCUGUAAGACCCGCUUUGGUGUACGCCUCCCACUCAAGGCCCUGGACAUCAUAGCAAACCACGGCCAACAUCUCCAUGGCCAGAAUAUCACCAUCUUCUACAAAAACCAGCUUGGCCUCUAUCCUUACCUUGGGCCCAAGGGCAUAGCUUACAAUGGGGGUAUCCCCCAGGCUGUGCCCCUACACCGCCACCUGGCACGAGCUGCCUACCAGAUCAACCACAGCCUGGCAUUCAACUUCUCUGGCCUGGCAGUGCUGGACUGGGAGGAGUGGUAUCCACUGUGGACUGGAAACUGGGGUCACCACCGCCGAGCCUACCAGACCGCCUCGUGGACUUGGGCGCAGCAGGUGUUCCCUGAUCUCAACCCUCAGCAACAGCUCCACAAAGCUCAUGCUGGCUUUGAGCAGGCAGCCCGGGCCCUGAUGGAAGAUACCCUCCAGCUGGGCAAGGCACUGCGGCCCCAUGGCCUCUGGGGUUUCUAUCACUACCCAGACUGUGGCAACGGCUGGCACAAUAUGGCUUCUAACUACACCGGCCACUGUCGUGCAGCUACUCUUGCCCAAAACAACCAACUGCAUUGGUUAUGGGCCGCCUCCAGUGCUCUCUUCCCCAGCAUCUACCUCCCACCCAGGCUGCCACCUGCCCACCACCAAGCCUUUGUUCGAUACCGCUUGGAAGAGGCUUUCCGUGUAGCCCUGGCUGGGCACAUACACCCUCUACCUGUCCUGGCCUAUACCCGCCUCACGUAUCAGAACUCUGGGAGGUUCCUGUCUCAGAAUGACCUGGUGCAGACCAUUGGUGUGAGUGCAGCACUAGGGACAGCCGGUGUGGUGCUCUGGGGGGACCUGAGUUUCUCCAGCUCUGAGGAUGCAUGUUGGCGUCUCCAUGACUACCUGGUGGGCACCCUAGGCCCCUAUGUGACCAGUGUGACCAAGGCGGCUAUGGCCUGCAGUCACCAGCGGUGCCACGGCCAUGGCCGCUGUGUCCGGCGAGAUCCAGGGCAAAGGGAAGUCUUUCUGCACCUGCAGCCAAAUGGCAGCCUUGGAACUUGGGAGUCCUUCAGCUGCCGCUGUUACUGGGGCUGGACGGGACCUACUUGCCAGAAACCUAAGCCUGGACCGAAAGAAGCUACAUAAAAGCCCAGGGACCCCUCCCUCCCUGCCCAGCUCUUCUCUGCUGUUGCCCUCCCAGCCCUGGGAGAAAUCCCCUUUUUGUUCCGCUACAACACCCACUUCCUCCCUACUGCCCUUGGGAUCCCUGGUGGGAAAGCGGGGGAGGGAGGGGAGGGGGGGACGCAGGGGCUCUCUCAGGUCCAAAGAGAAUCAGUGUUCCAGCAAACUAGGGUUGGCAGCCCUACACUUCACUGGAUCCACACAGAAGUCACAGGAAACCCAUGCAGGGGCAGUGGGGCUUGAGGCAGAGCUGAGUUCCCGUCUAUUAAGUGCUAAACCGUUGUCUAUAUUCUGCUUUCAUUAUAAA
Messenger RNA from Dipodomys ordii (Ord's kangaroo rat), 1694 nucleotides. RefSeq names its product hyaluronoglucosaminidase 3 (gene Hyal3). The transcript has 4 exons. Lineage: Eukaryota; Metazoa; Chordata; Mammalia; Rodentia; Heteromyidae. Gene Ontology annotation, biological process: hyaluronan catabolic process; carbohydrate metabolic process. Gene Ontology annotation, molecular function: hyalurononglucosaminidase activity. The coding region runs from base 95 to 1351 and encodes 418 amino acids. Gene Ontology annotation, cellular component: acrosomal vesicle. The record is from RefSeq and is a predicted model, not a curated record.